AAAGUUAUUAAAGGAACUCUGAUAUUCAAAAGAAUUCUCCCAUAACAGUCUUGCAAAUUUGUGAAAAUACAAAUCAUACUUGAAUCCCUUUGCCUAUAGUUAUUGCUCUGCUUUGCUGUGAUUCCUUAACCAAUAAUUGUAGCAUGUCUGUAAAUAUGAGGCUCACUGAGUCUGGGUGCUUGGCCCCCAAAAAUGCUGCUUGCAGCUUUAUUAUUAUUAUUAUUAUUAUUAUUAUUAUUAUUAUUAUUAUUAUUAUUAUUAAUAGUAGUAGUAGUAGUAGUAGUAGUAGUAGUAGUAGUAGUAUUGUUUUUUUAUUGCUAAUGAAUUUGGGAUUUCACUAUAACAUAUAAACAUGGCCUGGACUAGUGGGACUCAGCAUGGUUAUAUAGUGAACACUAUAGAGGUUGGUAAUACAAAGAACACAAUAACUAGAUGCAUGUUUAUAGUUUAAUGUCAAACGUUGAAUGUCGUGCAGCCCGUGUGGAUUGCUCCUCUGACUCGAUGAACAUUGCCAUCCGUAAAUCCUACCUGGACUCACUGGGAUUCAGCUGGUACGACCUUUAUCUUGAUGACCAUCGCUGCAGAGCUUCAACUGACAACUACUAUGUCACCUUCAACUUCCGUCUCCAUAGCUGCAGCACCGGGAGAACGACCGAGAAUGGACGUAUUAUCUACACCAAUAAUGUGCGAGCAGCUCAGCCAACGUCGGGUGAGAUCACCCAACAUGAUACAGUUUUCCCGUUGGUUGUGAAAUGUGUGAUGGAGCAUGAUUCUUCAGUCGAGAUUCUUUAUGAGGCCAAAGAGAUUACAAAUGCAGCUAUCAGUGGAACGGGUCGGUUCAACACCACCAUGGCCUUUUACCCAUCCAGCAGCUUUUACUACCCCAUCACCGAUUCCCCGUACCGAGUGAACCUCAAUCAGCAACUGUACGUGCAGGUGCAGCUAACCCCAGCCGAACCAAGCCUCCAUCUGUUCAUGGACUCCUGUGUGGCCUCGCCAAACCACAACUACAGCAGCCGCACCUAUGACCUUAUACGCAAUGGCUGUCAGAGAGACAACACGGUAAACAUAUACAGAAAUGGAAAUCGUUACUUCGCUCAGUUCAGCUUCAGCGCAUUCAAGUUCCUGAGCACACACAACCAGGUGUUCCUCAAGUGUGAUGUCAUUAUCUGCCCUGACAACGACUACAACUCACGAUGUCGCCAAGGAUGCAGUUAUCGCAGGAAACGAAGCACUAGCUCUGAUCACCACACUGAGGUCCUCAUCCUUGGGCCAAUCACACUCAAAGGUCCAGAGGAGGCUGAGGCCAAGACGGAGGACAAGGAGUGAACUCACACUGACUGGUUAAUUAAUCAUUUAAAUAUAGUUAACACUGAAUAAAUUUGCUAAUAGCUUGUUGAGCAAUCUCUCUUUCUUAAAUACUCACCUGUUGAUUUUUGGGGGAGAUUUAAACUGUGUUUUUGACCUAAAUUUAGAACCGUCUAAUCCCCGUAAUCUGAAUCAAUCUGCUAUGUCUAAAACAUUUUCCGAUUCUAUGUGUCAGAACGGUUUUGUUGAUCCCUGGAGAUUCCGUAACCCCUCUCUAAAAAAGUUUUCUUUCUUCUCCCAGGUGUAUCAUUCCUAUUCGAUUAUUUUUUUAUAGACAGCACUCUUGAUUCGUGUGUAGUUUCUUCUGACUAUCUGGGUAUUGUAAUUUCUGAUCACGCUCCUCUACAAUUAGAUAUUCAUCUUUCCAUUUAUAAACUUAUCCCAUCACCUUGGAGAUUUAAUUUUCUUCUUUUGGCAGACACAGACACUUCCUACUUAAAUUUUUGUGCCUGUGGUUGGGUUUUAAAAUAUCUAUAUAACCAGCGAUAGUUAUUGGAUAGCCAUGAUGAGCCGGUGGGGGGGUGUGUUUUCGGUGAUUGUACUUUUUCAUUUUGUUUUCCUUUGUUUGCAUAAAAAGAAAAAAACUGUGAAUUAAUUUAAUACAAUGCUGAUCUAAAAUAUAAUAAUUACAAGACAGCACAGGAUGAGGUAAAACUCUAGAACCAGCUAAAAUACAGUAGUGGCAAUUGUGAAAGUAGACAAAACAUGUCAAUGCUUUGAAGGAUGUGAAUUGGAACAGAAUAAUGUUAUUCAAUUGCGAAUCUGUUUUUAGAGGAUUUAAACCUAACAUGGUGAACAAAUUAUAUUAUACAAUUCACGCAAUUUGACUGGGGUUAUCUCAUGUAGUGUGGCAAGUAAUAAUCUGGAAAGACCUUUGUAAUAUCACAGUCUAAAACUGGAUUUAAAGAGAAGCAAAUCAGUAAAUGAAUCACAUGAAAAUGAAUCACAUGAAAAUGAAUCACAUGUAAAUGAAUAAAUAAAUAUGGGAAGAAAAAAAAAAACACUGAAUAAUUUGACUAACCUUCCUCUAUUAAAGCAUUAUCUAAAGGCAAGCUGGUGUGGUGUCAUUGG
Ictalurus punctatus (channel catfish) is the source of this 2439-nucleotide messenger RNA. RefSeq names its product CUB and zona pellucida-like domain-containing protein 1. The record is from RefSeq and is a predicted model, not a curated record. NCBI's taxonomy places the organism in Eukaryota, Metazoa, Chordata, Actinopteri, Siluriformes, Ictaluridae. The transcript has 4 exons. Bases 433 to 1329 code for a protein of 298 amino acids. Gene Ontology annotation, cellular component: cell surface.